This is a messenger RNA of Medicago truncatula (barrel medic), 1320 nucleotides long. RefSeq lists its product as uncharacterized. The transcript is spliced from 2 exons. The record is from RefSeq and is a predicted model, not a curated record. Bases 22 to 1047 code for a protein of 341 amino acids. NCBI's taxonomy places the organism in Eukaryota, Viridiplantae, Streptophyta, Magnoliopsida, Fabales, Fabaceae.
AUCAAACAAGAGAAAAUCAUCAUGGAUUUCUCAAGCAACAACAAAUGCUUAAUGUUUGUUUUGUUUUUCUUUUUAUUUGUAUCAUCAUGUGUGAUGUGUAUUAAUGUUGAUACUCAAACAUGUACCAACCGUAAGAGCCGUUGUUUUCUCAAGAAACUACCUUGCCCUGCUCAAUGUCCUUCAAGAUCACCAGCUAACCCUAGGGAAAAAGUUUGUUAUCUUGAUUGUGAUUCUCCUAUGUGCAAAACUCAGUGCAAAAGCCGUAAAGCAAAUUGUAAUGGUCGCGGAUCUGCAUGUUUGGACCCCCGGUUUGUUGGUGCGGAUGGCAUUGUUUUCUACUUCCAUGGAAGGAGGAAUGAGCAUUUCAGCUUGGUAUCUGACACCAACCUUCAAAUCAAUGCUCGUUUUAUCGGCCUUAGGCCGCAAGGGAGACCAAGGGAUUAUACUUGGAUUCAAGCAUUGGGAGUCCUAUUUGAUUCACACAACUUUUCUAUUGAAGCCACACCAUCAUCAAUUUGGGAUGACGAAGUUGACCAUUUGAAGCUCUCUUAUGAUGGAAAGGAUCUUGUGAUCCCUGAAGGUCACCUCUCUACGUGGCAAUCCGAGGAAAAUCAACUUAGAGUCGAGAGAACAUCGAAUGAGAACGGUGUCAUGGUCACAAUCCCGGAAGUUGCAGAAAUAUCUGUCAAUGUGGUGCCUGUCACCAAGGAGGACAGUAGAAUCCAUAAUUAUCAGAUUCCUGAUGAUGAUUGUUUUGCUCAUUUGGAUGUGCAGUUCAAAUUCUAUGGUUUAUCGUCCAAAGUUGAAGGAGUUCUUGGUAGGACUUAUCAGCCAGAUUUUCAAAAUCCGGCAAAGCCAGGCGUGGCAAUGCCGGUAGUUGGAGGGGAAGACAAGUAUAGAACCAAAUCCCUUGUUUCUGCAGAUUGUCUUGCUUGUAUAUUCUCUUCAGCUAAAGAUUCAGUGCAGGAGGGCAUGGAGAUUGAAUAUGGUAUGAUGGAUUGUACUGGUGGUGCCAGCAGUGGCAAUGGUAUAGUUUGCAGAAGAUAAAUUUGGUAGCUUCCAUUGUUUUCCUAUAACUACGUUUGAAAGUUGUAACUCUGAGAAAAAAAUGUUUGUGGGUUGUACUCAGUGGCCAAAAUGUUUUGUUUUGUAACCAUAUUUCCUUUUGAGUAUGAAUUGUAUUGAUUUGUUAUUGUUAUUGUUUUGUAACCAUAUUUCCUUUUGAAUAAGUGUAUUAAUUUGGCAGUUUCCAUUGUUUUUCUAUGUUAAAAGUGUUAACUCUGAGAAGAAAGUGUUAUGGGAUAUAUUCAGUGGACAAAA